CCUCAGUAUUUUAGGAGCUAAGACAAGACGAGUGGAAGGAGAUAAGGGAAGUGAACAGCUGAACACUGAGAGACGAGUUAAUCUAAAGGUGAAGGGAAAGAUAAACACAAAGAGCCAAAGAGGCCCAGAGGAGAAGGAUGUCAGUAAACACCACAGAUCUCUAUGGCAACGACUCAUUUUCCUGCGCCUCCCCCUCGGUGGAAGGUUACCGCUACUUCGGUGUGUUCUGGGGUUCUGUCGUGACCAUAGUGGGAACUGUGGGGAACGUCCUGACUGUUCUAGCCUUCGCCACUGACACCCAUCUGCGCACUCGCUUCAAUGUCCUCAUCGUGAACCUGGCGCUGGCUGACAUCCUGUACUGCACCAUCCUGCAGCCAGUGAGCGUCGAUUCCUACCUGCACCUUCACUGGAGGGGUGGAGCUACGUGGUGUAAAAUGUUCGGGUUCCUCCUUUUUCUAUCCAACAGUGUGUCAAUUAUUACAUUGUGUCUCAUUGCUCUGAGUCGAUACCUGGUGGUUGCUCAUCGGACUUCACGUACCGCUCGGCUGCUGUUGUCUCAGCAGGGUGUUGCUCUGCUCCUCAUGGGUUCAUGGGCACUUGGCACUAGCAGCUUUGCCCCUUUGUGGCCUGUCUAUGUCUUUGCACCUCAGGUCUGCACCUGCAGCUUCCACCGCAUCAAAGGUCGCCCUUACACCACCAUCCUGCUUUUUAUGUACUUCAUCUUCGGGCUGGGCUUUGUUGGACUUUUCUACUUUCUGAUCUACCGCAAGGUGCGUGUUGCCGCAAAGGCGCUGAUCAAGUACAGGCCAAGUCGACGUUCCUCAAGACGCAAAAAGCCUGAGCCUGAAGGUACGGAUGGGGAUGAUAGCGGAAUUGGGAAUGGGACUGCGGCGACUCACAGCAGCGAAGUCAGUGAGCAAGCCAUCGAGAUACACCACACCAAGACCAACAUUAAUGAGCCUCAAGAAAAUUCCAGGGUCACCAAUGCUGUUAAUGUGGUAUCAAAUGAAACAAAAGAUUCACCCAAAGUGGCAGCUCCAACUCCAGCUCCAACACCAGCCCAGACAUCAUCCUCAGGAGAAGACAACGAGUUUAAACGUGUAACCCGAAUGUGCUUCACUGUCUUCCUGUGCUUUGUAGGAUGCUUUGUACCUUUUCUACUCCUGAACAUUGUUGAUAAAAAAAGCCGAGCUCCACAGGUGGUCCACAUGUUCUGUGCAAACCUCACAUGGCUUAACAGCUGCAUCAACCCAUUGCUGUAUGCAGCCAUGAACCGUCAGUUUAAUCAGGCCUAUCGGGACCUGCUGGCCAAAGCAGCAUGGCCAAUAAUGCGAUUAUGGAAAAAGAGCUGAAGGACAUGUAAAUAAAACUGCAUCAACCAAGAAAGUCCUUGCUGCAGAACCAGGGGGUGGAGCCAGACCUGAUUCAACUCCUCCUAUAACCAGUAACCCAUGAGACACUCUACGACAGGGAACAACAAACAUAAUUAUCUGAAACGCACAGAGUUCACUAUAUGCCCUGGUUUGACUCUGUCAAGGUACAAGGAUAUGGUUUAGGUCAGUCUCCAGCCCCUGGACUGUUCGUUUGACUGUACCAAGGUACAAGGAGUCAGAUCAGGAUCAACUACACCCCCUGGACUUUUGGUUCAACUGCCAAAGUACAAGAAAUUGGAUCAUGUCCAACUCCACCACAGACUUUUGGUUUAACUUCUUUCGGAAGUUAAACCAAAAGGAACUACCUAUUCGGAACCAUGAUUACAGGACUUUUGCUGAUUGGAUUAGGCAGUGCCCUGGUGUAUCGAGGAAAUCAGAAAAUGGUGACAGCUGUCCAAAGCCCCAUAAAGCUGCCCGACAUGAUUGAAGUGGUGGGCAGAGCUGUCGGCACUCAGACUGUGGCUAUUUAGAACUUGAACCACAACAUGAAUAACAUCAUGGAGAAGCUUUUGGCUUUGCAAAGGAAAAUGGAUCGAUUCGGAGACCAGAAUGGACAAACAGAGUAGUCGUGUAAAAGAAUGCAUCUACUCGCCCCAAGACCAAACAAUCCCAAUCUUAUCUGGUUUUGGCUCCCUCAGACAGCACUGGUCUUGGCCAAGGCCGUUGCUGGAACAGCAACUCCCCCUGAAGAUCACUGCAGUGAGAUGCUCUUGCAUUCCUUCCCCCACUUCCCAUGGUCACUACUUUUUACCCCCAGUGUGACAAGCUGGGAGAGCGCCUGUCAUGGCUGCAGAUUGGACUGCUUGUUUGCGCUAGGUUACCUAUACCUCUGCCCCUCCCAUGAUCACCCCCACCCUCCCCCCUCGAGUCCCGAGUUUUCAUGUUGUAAAGUGUGUUAUUUUGUGCUUAUGUGCUGAGGUGUUUUUUUUAUGUUCCCACACUGUACUCCCCACAAGAGCAUAGUGUGGGGGUUGCUUUUAUCUCCUCUCCUCAUGCUACUCUGUAUUUUUCAUCCCUGUCUUCCUGUCCUGUCUACUUCCCCUGUGUCAAUUGUAUGUGUGUGUAUAUGUACGGACGGGUUGAUGGCCAAUUUCACUGGUAUUUGUGACUAGUGACAAUAAAAGGGGUUCAUUCAUUAACUCUGCCAAGGUGGAGCAGGUAUGAAUUCACAGCACACACACACACACACACACCCCCCACACACACACACUCCUGGACUUCUGGUUUGACUCUGCCAAGGUACAAGGAGCCAGAUCAGGCUCGACUACACCCCCUGGACUUUGGUUCAACUCUGCCAAAGUACAAGAAAUUGGAUCAUGUCUGACUCCACCCUGCAAUUUUUUUUGGUCCAACUCUGCCAAGGUAUGAGGAGCUGGAGCAGGUCCAUCUCCAUCCUCUGGACUUUAGGUUCUGCACUGACUCUCACUAACUGUAACUAAUACCGAUCAGUGCUAAUGAUGCACAAAGCAAUACUACUAACUGGAAUGUGACAGGAUCUGUCAUGCUUUAUGCCAAGACUUUUUCCAUUUGUUUAUGUCAAAUAGCUGUCAUAGAAAUCUCUGUGAAAGAGCUGUUACCAUAGAAACGAUAAUGUAUUAUGAUCUGUGUGUUAUUUUACUGAUUUUAUAUAUAUUUAUUAUUUUUUUUUAACAUUGCUUUGUAAUUGUGUGUGGAAUCUGCUGGUCUAAAUCAAAAGUUGUUUGGAGAAAUUAUCUUUAUUAUUACAAUGUUAUGGCUGGUACAGCUUUAUUUUUAUUAGAAAGCUUCUCUCCAAUCACAAUUCCUACUGGGAAAGAUUAUAUUACACUGUUUUCUGUAAGAUUCAGGAUCUGUAUAGUUAUGUGCAAAAUUUUGCAUCUGUAUUUGCUUUAUAAUGGAAAAAAAGGUAAAAUCCACUCAUCUAUACAUACACACACACACCCGCCUGCUGUUUUCUGCAGUUCUCUAAUCAGCCAAUCCCUUGACAGCAGGAAGGAUAUAGUAACUCAUAUAAUCACUCUUUAUAACCGUGGUGAGCAGAAAAGCAUCUCAGCAUGCAACAGCAGAAGAACACAGUGAGUUCCACUCCUGCAGCCAAGAACAGGAAUCUUACAAUCAACAAGUUCCUAUUAAAGUGGCCGGGGAGUGUGUAUAUAAACUGUGCUUAUAAUGCUUUGAUAGUUUACUAAUACCUAAUAAAGUUAUAGUAAAUUGCGAUAAAUAAUUUGACUAAAUAAAUCAAUCCUUUGGAA
This is a messenger RNA of Neoarius graeffei (lesser salmon catfish), 3664 nucleotides long. RefSeq names its product G protein-coupled receptor 84 (gene gpr84). Gene Ontology annotation, cellular component: membrane. The transcript is spliced from 2 exons. The record is from RefSeq and is a predicted model, not a curated record. Gene Ontology annotation, molecular function: urotensin II receptor activity. Gene Ontology annotation, biological process: neuropeptide signaling pathway. The coding region runs from base 138 to 1352 and encodes 404 amino acids. Lineage: Eukaryota; Metazoa; Chordata; Actinopteri; Siluriformes; Ariidae.